Nicotiana tabacum (common tobacco) is the source of this 629-nucleotide messenger RNA. The record is from RefSeq and is a predicted model, not a curated record. NCBI's taxonomy places the organism in Eukaryota, Viridiplantae, Streptophyta, Magnoliopsida, Solanales, Solanaceae.
AUCCACAGGCGGAAGAGUUCAAGUCAAUGGUGGUGGAAGCAAUGGUGCUCGCCGGCAAUUUCAAUAUUGGCGAUUUUAUUCCGGCACUUGAUUGGUUGGACAUACAAGGUGUAGCUGCAAAGAUGAAAAAGCUCCACGCGCGUUUCGACGCGUUCUUGACCUCAAUUCUAGAGGAACACAAAAGCAAGCAAUUUGAAGAAACGAAAGAACAUGAAGACUUGUUGAGUACGUUAAUCUCUUUGAAAAAAGAAGAAGGCGAUAAUGAAGGAGGAAAGCUCACAGAUUCAGAAAUUAAAGCUUUACUUUUGAACUUGUUUAUAGCUGGAACAGACACGUCCUCAAGCACAGUAGAAUGGGCCAUUGCGGAGCUUAUUCGUAAUCCAAGAAUACUGGCCCAAGCCCAACAUGAGAUUGACAAAGUGGUUGGAAAGAACCGGCUCGUGAUGGAAUCCGACCUAGCCCAAUUAACUUAUUUGGAAGCCAUAGUCAAGGAAACCUUAAGGCUUCAUCCAUCCACCCCUCUCUCCCUCCCUAGAAUUGCAUCCGAGAGUUGUGAGAUUAAUGGCUAUUUCAUUCCAAAAGGCUCAACACUUCUCGUGAACGUUUGGGCCAUCGCUCGUGAUCCAAAU